AGUAGGGACUAACAGAUAAAUUAAAUUACCUUAAUUAAUUGCCUUGCGUUGAGUUUUUCACCAUAGGCCAUAUAUAUAGUAAUAAUUAGUAACCAAAACAUAUAUUUUCAGCAUGACCUAUUCAUAUAUAUGAUUGAUUGUCUCCUUAAUUAAUUAGUCAGCAGAAACUUCAUUCAUCAACUACUCUUCCACCAACACCAUGAUCAAGUUCAUUUCCUUUUACUCUUUCUUUUAACUUUACUUGUUUAGUUUGAGACAAAAAAAUACAUCAUCAUAAUAACAAUGCAAAUGAGUCACUAGCAUUGAAGUUUGUGUCCCAAUGAUGGAAGGUGUGUUCUUCCUGCCAGAAGCCGCCAGAACCGGUUAUCUUCGCUCUAUAGUGCAGUCUGUUGGCUGCGCCUACAUUUGUCUCUGGUCCUUUGAUCCCACUUCUUCUCCUAAUAAUCGGUUGUUCUUCUUGGAUGGUUUCUACAAUAACGUCAGAAACAACCAACAAGCAAGCUCUUCUUUGGGGAGUGUGGCGCAACAACUCUUUAAUCAGUUCAGGACUUUAAGAUUUGAUGCAAAUGAUGACCGUAUUCCUGGACUAGCUUUUAGGAACAACCGUCCGUACCUAGAGGUGCAGCAACCGGAACUUCUCAGACUCGCAUGGACUCAAAUACAAAAACAAUUCUUUCAGGAAGCAAGGAUUAAGACUGCUGUAUUCAUGGGGUGCAACAAAGGGGAAAUUGAGCUUGGUUUCUUAAAUAUGUCUCAGGCUGAAAUUCAAACAGCACUUAGCAGUUUGUUCCAGGAAGAUUUCUCUUCUGGUCGGCAAAUAAUGGAUCAUCAGAAUAAUCCACCCUCAUCAUCUUCAUCUUCUUUGAGAUCAUUAUCUACAACAGCUGGCAGCCCUGAAUACUCCUCUCUCCUAUUCAACAUUCCUCCGGCCGGAGCCACCGCGGGAGCAAUAGUACCUAACACAAUGUCUCCUUUGUCAUCCAACACACAAUCAGCAUUGCUAACUAAUUACGUAUUCCCGAGUCAUCACCAGGAGAUCGAAAACGAGACACUAAUGAGAGUGUUCCUGAACGCUAUAUCACCACAACAGCAUCAAAACUUGCCUUAUAACAUCACUGUGGUGCACCCUGAGGGUAGCGCUUUCAAGAGGUACAGGACGGAACCGGAACCGGGACCGGAACGGGGGCCGGAGAGUUUGCGGAGUAGGCAAAGCCUUAUGAAGAGAUCGUUAGCGUUCUUUAGGAGCAUCAAUGCUAUGAGAAUAAGGGAACGGAUUCAAGCCACUCGCCCCUCUAGCACACAGCUUCAUCAUAUGAUAGCUGAGAGAAGAAGGCGCGAGAAGCUCAACGAUAAUUUUCAGGCUCUUAGAGCAUUGCUUCCUCCCGGAACUAAGAAAGACAAAGCGUCUAUACUAACAACUGCAAAGGAGACACUGAGUUCAUUGAUGGCGGAAAUUGAAAAGCUGAGGAUAAGAAAUCACGAGUUAGAAUCACGUUUGCCUGAAAGCAGCAAAGAAUCAAGCGCUACCGAUCAAGAAAUUAGCAAAACUAUGUUAUUGGUGCCACCAAACGAGAGAUUUCAUGUUCAAAUUUCAGAUGUGCCACAAUCAUCAUCAUCAUCAUCGUCAGAAGAGAGAAGGGUGGAUUUGCAUGUGGCUUUGAGGGGGCAAAUUUCUCAGAUUGAUGCGGUGAUUCGGUUAUUGGAGUUCUUGAAACUGGCUCAGAAUGUGAGCUUGGUUACCAUGACAACAAAUACCAAUAAUGUUGGUCAAGGGAAUAAUAAUUAUAUUAAUCAACUAACAUUCAGAUUAAGGAUUCUUGAGGGAAGUGAAUGGGAUGUUUCUGCCUUCCAGGAAGCAGUGAAAAGAGUUGUAGGUGAUUUGGCACAGUUCCAAGUUGACCAUUAGAGCCUAUAAUAACAACCCUCACUUACAUCAAUACCAUAAUUCAUGGAUUAUGAUGCUCACUUCUAGCCACAAGUUUUGUGUAAUAUAUGUUUUAGUUUCAUAAUUAAUUGGUUUCAUUGACUAAUAAUUAGAUUUUUACGCUUACUUUUCUAAUUCGGUUCAUAUUUAUAUUCUAUAA
Messenger RNA from Arachis ipaensis, 2084 nucleotides. NCBI's taxonomy places the organism in Eukaryota, Viridiplantae, Streptophyta, Magnoliopsida, Fabales, Fabaceae. The record is from RefSeq and is a predicted model, not a curated record.